AUGGCAAACUAUCAUUCAAGGACGAUGAAAAUAAUGUCUUUUGUAUCCACAAACGAAUGCCACACGCCAUCUUCCAAUGAAAAUCUUUUGGUUCUGGAUAUUCCAGAAGUGACUAAAAAUUUGUUUGACACCAGUGAAGUUCCGACUUGUUCGGUCACGAGUGAUGUAAUCUAUAAUGACCCUUCUACCAAUUGUCAACAUGUGAAGUCUCCUGGACAGCCCACCGGUCCAUUAGAAUUUGAGAGGGAACUACUCGUAUGUUAUCCCGUAACUAGCAAUAUUUCCAUAUUAGAACACGAAUUCUUGUCUGAAACAAAUAAAAUUCCGUGUGAGAACGAUCCAAAUUACGUUCCUACUGCAGACUCAUCCGGUGCCGACGAACCUAUAGAACCUGCUAGAAAAAGAAGAAGAAGGCAUUUGGUUAAUGAAAAUACGUGGAAGCAAAACAUAAACAAAUCUGAUAGGGAAAGAGGAGAACAAUAUUUAGGAAGAAAAAAAAUUGAUGGUGUCUGGAAGACAACUCCAAAACCGAAAAGAAUGAUGGGGCCCCGCUGUCAAUGCAAACUGUCUAACAAGAAAAGUAACAGUCUGUUAGAAUGUCAGAAACUAACAGAUGAUGACCGAAAAAAAUAUUCUCUAAAUUUUGGGAUAAGAUGA
Messenger RNA from Acanthoscelides obtectus, 657 nucleotides. Lineage: Eukaryota; Metazoa; Arthropoda; Insecta; Coleoptera; Chrysomelidae. The record is from the annotation of a GenBank genome assembly.